CUGCUUUCCUGCCUCUUCUUCAAACGACAUACUAUAUAUUACAGAAGACGACUCUCUGAAUCGUUACCGCAUUGCACCCAUGACGAAGAGGAAGAAGCAUCUCUCCUCCAUUGCCUCCGACCUCCUCCACAGAUGUGCCCAGCAGCUGGAUACGUCAGUUGAUGCAUUACUGGAAGAAUUUGAGAAGUUAUGGAAUCCCGAAAUGGGCGACUAUUCAAAGAAGUUAGUGGAGUUCUGCUGCUCAAGGGCUCUUAGUAGAAUGUGUUGCAACGUAGAAGUACUUAUUAACAAUGGGGUGUUCAGCCGGUUCACGUUUGAUAUGAUGCUCGCUUUGGAGAUGCCUAACUCUGAAGAUGAAGAGUCAUACACGGAGAGCAUAGCGAAAGAAAAAGAGGAAAGGAUCUCUACACAGGCAAUUGCAGAACAAGAUGACAUCCCUCUUUUCUACACGGACCUCAUGCCACUCCUAAACAUGGUUGAUGAUGGGCCAGGCGUAGGAGAAGAUGCGUUCGUGUGGUUGGGAACACUAGUUCCAUUAGAUUGUGAUGUGGUUAAUGGGAGAUUUACUUUUGAAACUCUGACUGCAUCGACAGCAGGCCGACUGCACUUCCCCGCUUAUGACAAGUACUUGAAAGAAAUCAACAAAUGCAUGAAAAAUUUACAAAAUCAAGCAAAACCAAAAGGUGUAGAAUUGGCAGACGAUGAGUUUAUACUGCAUGUUGAGGGAACCGCAAGCACACAGAGGGUAAUCCGUCAUAUUGGAGGAACAAGUUGGCCUGGUAGGCUCACUCUAACCAAUUAUGCUCUCUACUUUGAGGCCAAGGCAGUAUUAUCAUAUGAAGAUGCAAUUAAACUCGACCUUUCAAAGAACGUGGAACAGAGAGUGAAGCCAGCGGCUACAGGCCCAUUUGGUGCUCCCAUCUUCGACAAGGCCAUAGUCUAUGAGUCUGCAGACUUGCAAGAGCCUGUUGUACUGGAAUUCCCAGAGAUAACAAGCUCCACUAGACGCGAUCAUUGGCUUGCUCUCAUAAAGGAGGUUAUUUUAUUGCACCAGUUUUUGUAUAAAUAUGACAUCAAAUCUCCUACACAAGCAUGGGAGAUGCAUGCGAGGACCAUCUUAGGGGUUAUAAGGCUCCAUGCGGCUAGAGAAAUGCUUGCACUAUCUCCUCCUGAUCCCAAAAGUUUCUUGAUAUUCGCAUUGUACGAUGAGUUGCCCAAGGGGGACUAUGUAUUGGAGCAGCUUGCUGACAGUUUGAAGAAGCUUGAUAGCGGGCAGCCGUGUAGCGCUAGCUCAAUUUUAAGGUGUAUGAAUGUCUCUCAACCUGUUGUCGCGAUUACUGAGGUGGAAGGUGGUGUGGGGGAAGGGAUAAAUGUAAGCGGCCAAGUUGAAGAUCUAUCGUUGUUGGAGAGUGCCAUCAAUCAAGUCAGAGAGGAAACAAAAGAAAUCGAAGUCGCAAAAGCUACUACUGAGGGGCUAAAAGAGGAAGGAAUAAGUGACAGUAUCCUUGUUGUCAUGGAGCUGUUGAAGCCGCUUAAAAAUGUUGUACCUUGGUUUCAAGAAAUCCUAACAUGGCAAAGACCAGCAACCACCGUCGUCGUGAUGGGCACAUCUCUCCUCGUCGUUUACAAUGAGUGGGUCGGAAAGGCACUAGCUGUUUUCUUGCUUUGGGUGGUGGCAAAGUUGAUUCAGGCAAGAAAACAAGGAACCGGAAACAAGAGUGACAAGAUAGUUAUCUGCAACUCCUCUGACCAGACAACAAUGGAAAACAUAGUAUCAGCACAACAUGGAUUGAGGACUACACGUGAAAUGGUCCAGUUAGCAAAUAUUUCGAUAUUGAAAAUCUAUUCAAUAUUGCUCGGAAAGGCCCCCAAGCAUACGGAUACAGUAAUAAUGGUUUCGACUGGAUUGGCAGUCAUAUUAGCAGUGGUUCCAUUCAAAUACAUCCUUAUGGCACUUAUAUUGUAUUGCUUCACAAUGACAUCAAAAGUGGGGAAGCACAUCGAGAAGCACGUCCCAAGCGAAAAAGGGAAUCGACGGAUAAAGGAAUGGUGGGACUCUAUUCCUGUAGUUUCUGUGGAAAUUGUGGACAAGGGAAGUUGCCCCCAACCCGAUAGCCCUACAUAAUUUCAGGGCCGAUUUGGAAUGGUUUUUUUGCAAAUUGGGAUACAAUGCUUAGUUUGGUUAGGAGUAUUCGGUUACAGAACUAUACGUAGUGCAAACAUAGUUAUGAUGUUAUAUGUUGUUAGAUACGAACAAUUUUCGUCGUGGUACUGUUGUGACGAUUAUACGUAGUGUAGUGUCAUUAUUUUGGUAUAAAUGCAUGUUUUUAA
This is a messenger RNA of Rhododendron vialii, 2331 nucleotides long. RefSeq lists its product as uncharacterized. Bases 80 to 2125 code for a protein of 681 amino acids. NCBI's taxonomy places the organism in Eukaryota, Viridiplantae, Streptophyta, Magnoliopsida, Ericales, Ericaceae. The record is from RefSeq and is a predicted model, not a curated record. The transcript has 10 exons.